This is a messenger RNA of Pseudophryne corroboree (corroboree frog), 2273 nucleotides long. RefSeq names its product zinc finger protein 653 (gene ZNF653). Gene Ontology annotation, biological process: regulation of transcription by RNA polymerase II. Gene Ontology annotation, cellular component: nucleus. Gene Ontology annotation, molecular function: transcription coregulator activity. Bases 76 to 1692 code for a protein of 538 amino acids. The record is from RefSeq and is a predicted model, not a curated record. NCBI's taxonomy places the organism in Eukaryota, Metazoa, Chordata, Amphibia, Anura, Myobatrachidae. The transcript has 9 exons.
CAGAGGCCUGCGUGUUUGUGUGUGUCAAUAAAGCUUGUUGAAGCCUCAGACCCCGCGACGUCAGCGCCGUGUAAAAUGGCGGCUCCGGUGACUGAGGCUCCCGGCUCGGAGGAAGAAGAGGAGGAAGAUGCCGGGCGGAAGGUGCGGGGGAGGCCCCGGCUGACGGACACGGACCGGGUGCGCCGCAGGCUGGAGUCCCGCAAGAAGUACGACUGCCGCCGGGUGUACCUGGGGGAGGCGCACGGAGCCUGGGUGCUGAGGAGGGAGAGAGGCGGCGAGGGGGAGGCCUGGAGCGAUGCCAAGCUGGCCGCCUACCUCCUGGCCCUAGAGAGACACGGGAAACCAUGCGGGGAGCUCCAGACCAGCGCACAACAGCACAGGACAAGACGCAGGCGCUGUGUGAAUAACCUGCUGAGCUUAGUGACAUGGUAUUAUGACCACAAGGGCCACUGUCCGCAUGAGCCAGGUCUAUCCGAGCUUGACAUCAGUCAUGUCCGAUAUGCCACAGCAGUGUGGCAGUGCCAGGCUGGGCAUCGCUAUUUCCAGGACCUCAGCUGUCCGUUGAAGACACUGAACCGUCAAGCAUCCGAUGAUGGCGGAAGUUCGGAUGAUUCCUCCUCCAGGUCUGCCCCCCUGAUCCACCCCCCAGAGAUGUACCCAGAGCCACAGGAGCCCAUUCACCCACUCUACUCGCAGCACUCUGAGAGCCUGACUGAAGGAGACACGCAGUACACGGACGAAACAGAGACCGUGGUGUGUGUUCCCAUGGGGACAGGGACGGGAGGCCUCUUUGACGGAGUGACUCAGGAAGCGCUGGGGCAGGUUGUUGCUGCCAGCUGCCCCUCGCAGGUCAUCAUCAUCGCUGGGCCUGGAUAUGAGGCAUUGGCAGCAGAAGGCAUUCAUCUGGAUGUCGCAGGAGGAAGCAACGGAGAGGAGGGUACAUGUACCACCCUGGAGGCAGUGUCCGCAUUCACACAGACAGAGUUUCAGGAAGAAGAGCGUGAUGAAGUGACAAUCACAGAGGAGGACACACUCUACACCCUGCAAGCAGAGCAGUGUGAGGAGGAGGAGCCCCAGCAAGUGAUGCUGGGUACCCAGCUGCCUGAGGAAGGCCCGGCUGGACCAGGAACUGUGGAGGAUGGGGACUGCCGAACAGAGAGCACUCAGCACGUUCUCAAGGAGCCAGAAAAGAAGAGGAAUCGUCGGUCACGGGUGGCAGAUGCUGAUGGAGUGUUGGAGAUGUUCCACUGUCCUUAUGAAGGUUGUGCUCAGGUCUACACUGCCCUAAACAGCUUCCAGAAUCAUGUGAAUUUGGUUCACAGAAAGGGUAAAACGAAAGUGUGCCCUGAAGCUGGCUGCGGAAAGAAAUUCUACUUGUCAAAUCACCUACGCCGUCACAUGAUCAUACACACAGGUGUCCGUGAAUUCAUCUGUGAAACAUGCGGCAAGUCGUUUAAAAGGAAAAGUCACUUGGAGGUCCACCGGAGAACACACACUGGAGAGACCCCCUUACAGUGUGAAGUUUGUGGCUUCCAGUGCAGGCAGCGGGCAUCUCUGAACUGGCACAUGAAGAAGCACGGCUCUGAGAUCCAGUACAGCUUCUCCUGCGAGCAGUGCGGGAAGCUCUUUGAGAAACGAGAGAGCGUUAAAUUCCACAAGCUGAAGAGUCACCCAGAGGGAAGAGCCACGUGAGGGUGACCAGGAACAGCGGACUUACAAUCAAAUUGCUCUAAGGGAGAGUGAUAAGUCUGGUGUGGGAAGCCUAAUUUUGCUCUGGGAGAAGAUUGGGGGCCAUUGACUACCGUUCCCCAAUAGGACACAGCUCUGUAGGACGAGAGUAAUCUCUAUUACUACAAUAACAGCUGUCGCUGUGCUUUCUUUAUAUUCAACCAGCGUGCAACACAGAGCAAAAGAGAAGCGCAGUCUCCUCCGCGUAUACAACCCACUGUUUGUUUGGAGAAUAUACACAGCACUAUAGACAGGAGGCGCUAUAGAGUACAGUUGCCUGUAUGAAGAUUCAGCCGCUUAUUAAUACGGUUACACAUUUUAAUGCUCUUGAUUUCAGUAUCGGUGUAAUCCUAUAUUACAUCCCUGUGUGAUCACUGGAGUACUUUUACAAAAACUUCUGCGGGAUGAAACACUUAAACGGAAAACGGUUAAAAAACCUGAAAAUCUGUCUAUACUGUCUGCCGCCCUCUGAGAGGAAAACUCCGUGCCUCUACUAGAAGGGCCUGCUCACAACACUUUCUAUUAAAAUAACUUUAUUUAUUACA